CCCCAAAUAUCCCAGAACUAUAAAAUAAACGCAUUAAAAUCCAUAAAUACACAAACAACCCUACCUGCCAACCCAUCCCAACCGGCCGAGGCCGCGCAACCUAGAUGAAGUCAUACCCGUCUCCACAAUGACUUCACAAUGCUGUCACCAAGCCCGUUCUUGGCGGGCUGUCGAUGUUAUCAUAGAGAGGGCUAGAUGCGAAGCACGACAUAUAAAGGAGUUCAGAUUCUACUGUUGAAGUUGACAUUCAGAUCAACAAUUACAAAAAUAACUAAGUGCAUAUAUCGCCAUACACAUCUCAUCUCAAUCCUUAUCCAAUUCUUCCAAAGCACCAACCCCCUACAAAUUAAAAGAACCCAAAAUGCCCCGCGGCGCAGAAUACGACGACGGCGUCCCCCACAGCGACAACGCUGUCAAAGCAGGCCAGACGAAGGUCCAUGGCGCCGGUGACUCUGUAUGUGCCCGUUCUUAUCUCCAAUUCAGUUCAAUCCCUCUUUCAUCCGCCGAUAGAAGUGAGUAUCUCAAGCUAAUGGUUUCUGAUGUGCAGAACGCCCAAAUGGGCCGCGUGUUUAGAACCGCCGAGUUCCCUGAGGCUGCUAGGGAGCUUUCCGGCAACGCAACGAGCUUUGGCGGCAGUGCUGGCCACUCGAGCGGAAAGGGAGGCCAUGAGCCGAAGUCUUUGGGAGAGCAUAAGGGCCUAGGUGCCCAUAAGGAUUGAAUGAGGUUAUGAAUUUUUUUAUUUUUAUUUUUUUUUUUCAUUUUUGCUUCUUUUUCUCUGGGAGUUGGAUUGCGGGUUGAAUAAACCGUUUGUAUGAUACGGUCUUGGGCUUCUGCUACGGUACAGGGGCUUGUGUUUAUUAUCUAUCUAUCAUUAUAGAUUUAAUGAUAUGUGAAGAUGAUUUCUCUAGCUUAUUCUUCUUUUUCUUUUGGUUUCUUUUGGGUGGUUGUUGUAAGAAGUUGGUAAGUGAAUGUCUUGAUUAAGUCUAUAUAGAAGGAUAUAAAUCGGAUGCUGUGCUAUCCGGGGAAAUAAACAAGUAUUUAG
Aspergillus pseudonomiae is the source of this 1042-nucleotide messenger RNA. RefSeq lists its product as uncharacterized. The record is from RefSeq and is a predicted model, not a curated record. The transcript is spliced from 2 exons. Bases 362 to 718 code for a protein of 118 amino acids. NCBI's taxonomy places the organism in Eukaryota, Fungi, Ascomycota, Eurotiomycetes, Eurotiales, Aspergillaceae.